Molecule: messenger RNA, 435 nt
Organism: Penicillium malachiteum
Lineage: Eukaryota; Fungi; Ascomycota; Eurotiomycetes; Eurotiales; Aspergillaceae
Exons: 4
Coding region: 1-435 (144 amino acids)
Source: RefSeq, a predicted model, not a curated record
AUGAAUGUUGAGCUAAAUGUGAACUCGCCGGAGCCUGAGAAUUUCGUCAGUAAUUUUACCUACGAAGGUGCAGUGUCCCGCCAUGACGGACCGCGCUGGGAUAUGGUCGAUUGGUCCAAUUUUUGCAUAUCCUGUGCACUCGAAAUAGGUGAUAAAUCUCCUGAUGACAACAUUGAGCGCUGGCUGAAGCAUUAUCGAGCGUUAUACCUGACCCCAGAAGGUGCUGAAAUAAGCGGUAUAAAUGUGGCACAGUUGUGUUGGAGAGAUGCAGAUUAUUUUGGCUCUGAAAAGAUGAGCUCUUGGUAUGGAAUAGUCCAGAAGAAGCCAGCCGAAGCUGUGGUUUUCCAUGACUCUGUCAAAACAUUCCUAAAUAUGGCAGGCAAGACGUGCAUUGGGAGGGUACACUUCAUCAAAACGGAAGAAUUUGUCCCUUAA